Cavenderia fasciculata is the source of this 1134-nucleotide messenger RNA. RefSeq lists its product as uncharacterized. Lineage: Eukaryota; Evosea; Eumycetozoa; Acytosteliales; Cavenderiaceae. Bases 1 to 1134 code for a protein of 377 amino acids. The record is from RefSeq and is a predicted model, not a curated record. The transcript has 2 exons.
AUGGAUUUACUAUUGGAAAUCCCUCAAUAUAGAAAUAAUCAUCAAAUGGAAGAUAUAUUUUUAAAAAAGAAUGGUGAUGAACAAGUUACACCAUGUAUGGAAUUUGACAGUUCCCUUAAAUUAAAUUCACCCAAUUUCCUUUCAUCUUCACCAUCUCACAUGCUGGCCAACGGUUGUGAGUUGCCCCAUAUUAAUUCCUUGUCACAUGAACUUUCAUCUCAUUCAACAUCCGAUAAUCAACAUCAUCAUUCACAUUCACACAAUCCAAAUGUUUCCAUUAAUGGAUCAUUAUUAUCUAUCCUGAUUCAUGGAAACAAAGGUUCGCAUUCAGCCACACCAGAUUUAACUCAUGUUUCUCCAGAACCACCAAUGAUGGAAAACAACAAUAUUGUUAAAUCAAAUACCAAUUCACCAUCCAAUCAAAAUUGUAAAAAAUCUCCAAGUGAUCAACAACAACCCCCACAACCUCAACCUCAAAAGAUUAAUAAAAAAAUUAAAAAAUUAAAAAGAGAGAUUAAAAUGAAACAAAAACUAUUAGUAAAAGUACAAAAGAAAAAGGAAUUGAAUAAUUCAAGUGAAGGAAUUCCACCUCCACCUCAAUCACAAGCAUUCCAACAACAAGAAAUCCAAAGAAAUUCAUUAUCAUAUUCUGCACCAUCAUUUUAUUAUUCAUCACCAAACCUUGUAAAUCCAAUGUUUAUUGAACAAUCUCCAUCACCAGGUGCCAACGGCAAUAAGAUGACUGCCCAUUUAUCACACUUGUCGAUCCAGUCACCACAUGUUGGCUCACCAUUAUUACCAGAUUGUACAAGAAUACAAAAUAAUAGUACCGUCAAUAGUCCUCUUAACACUAGCAACUGUAACGCUGUCAAUAACAAUAACACCAAUAAUAAUAGUAACACUACACCACCUGUAAAGAAGGGAUUGCUACCAAAUCCAUAUGUUCUUCCACAACAACCAUCAAUGUACUACAACCCAAAUCAAUUUUGGAAUGGACAAGGAGGUAGACCUCCAGCAGCUGCCGGACACUUUCCAGCAAGUGUAAGAUCACAUCCAUACAUGUACUAUGGUAGCACAGGUGGAGGUUCCUAUGUUGGUGCUUCACCACCAUCAUCACAAUUUUAUCAUAAAUAA